AUGCGCACGUAUUCUACGUUUUACGUUGGCCGUCUCCUCCCGUACUAUCAGUGCGAGCCCUUUUCGAGAGGCGAAGAACACCUUCGCGGUCAAGGGCCAAAAAUACCCUCGAGCGGUCCCGUUUCAAAGAGCCAGUAUGGUCGGCUAGCGAAGCGACCAGAUCACGCAGUUAAGCAAUGUCCUGACAAGCUGCAGUUAGCUCGUCGAGAAGAGAACGAACCGAACGUUCAUUCUCAAAUUGCGAGAGCGAAAACGCGGCACGAUCGUUUGAACGAUCUUGAGCUAAGGAAUUGUAUUUAUCCUUUACAAGGUCAUGAAGCCCAUAACGCCGUGAGAGUUCACGAGCCAGGUCAUCUUGCAACUGUUCCGUUAGACGGUUCAACUCUUGAACAUCAACUGGAUCCGACCGUGGAGCCGGAUCAGGCGUUCCCACCGCCACCACAUCCUUUGGUGGACUCAAGCGGUGGUCAACGCUUCCUAGUGGAGCGUAUUUUGAACUACCGCGAUGUGAAUGGCGUCCGGGCAAGUUACCUCGUCCGCUGGCGGGGCUAUCCACCGGCGUGGGACAGCUGGGAGACUCGUGGCUAG
Molecule: messenger RNA, 588 nt
Organism: Peronospora matthiolae
Lineage: Eukaryota; Oomycota; Peronosporomycetes; Peronosporales; Peronosporaceae
Source: the annotation of a GenBank genome assembly